This is a messenger RNA of Agrilus planipennis (emerald ash borer), 1842 nucleotides long. RefSeq names its product hsp90 co-chaperone Cdc37 (gene Cdc37). NCBI's taxonomy places the organism in Eukaryota, Metazoa, Arthropoda, Insecta, Coleoptera, Buprestidae. Gene Ontology annotation, biological process: protein folding; protein stabilization. The coding region runs from base 546 to 1634 and encodes 362 amino acids. Gene Ontology annotation, cellular component: cytoplasm. The record is from RefSeq and is a predicted model, not a curated record. Gene Ontology annotation, molecular function: protein kinase binding; heat shock protein binding; protein-folding chaperone binding. The transcript is spliced from 4 exons.
CAUUUAAACAUUAGUUUAUACCUUCUUUUGUUUAUUUUUAAAACGUCGCACCAACAUAACUUAUUUGAUUAAAUAACUUCGCGUUACAUUCGCAAAAUGGCAGAUGCUGUUUUUUACUUCGCGCACCAUUCCUGGACACCUCCAAUUUAAUAAUACUUUGGACAACCUGCUCAAAUCAAUAUUACCAACAUAAGAAUUUCGUAACUGAUUUGAAAAAGUAGCUUUCGCUAUCCUUAAAAACUUUUUUAUUUAACAAAAAUUGUCGUUUCUUUGGAUCAUGAAUUUCUAAUCAACGUUAAGACUUUGAACAAUUAAUAGUAAAUGAUUUUAGAUCGAAUAUUUUAAGUUUUUCAGUUUUUAGAUCAAAAAAUUUACUGAAUGUUUAUUAGUGGAAUGGUGAAGUAGUUCAUUUGUCAACGGAAUGGUCUGGAACGUUAACAACAGUCGUGUUAGAAGUUUUACAAGUCAAUGAAAAAGUUAUUUUGUACAAAAUUAACUAGAAAUUGAAAGAAAUUAUUUGUGCUGUGUACAGUAUUAAUAGGAAGAUGGUCGAUUACAGUAAAUGGAAAGAUAUUGAAAUUUCAGACGAUGAAGAUGAAACCCAUCCAAACAUUGAUACACCUUCAUUAUUUCGAUGGAGACAUCAAGCAAGAGUGGAAAGAAUGGCAGAAAGGCAGAAAGAAAUGGAAGAAUUUGAAAAGAAAAAGAAAGAACAUGAAAAAAAAUACAAUGAAGUGAAAUCUAAAUUGUUAGAAGCAGAGAAAUCAGGAAAUGCUAGUGUAGAGGAUCUAAAAAAGCAGUUAAUGGAGCUGGAACUGCAAUCUAAAGAUAUUAAAGCAAAGGAAGAAGAACUGAAGAAGAAGGAAAAGAAAACACCAUGGAAUGUUGACACUAUAAGCAAAGAGAAAUUUGCCAAAACAGUUAUAAAUACUAAACCACAAAGGUCAAAGGAUGAGAAUUUAACAGAAGAAGAAAAGGAGGAACGAAUGAAGAAAUUUAUAAAAGAAAAUGAGAAGGACCUCAAACAUUUUGGAAUGCUGAGGAAAUACGAUGAUUCCAGACUGUUCCUUAAAUCACAUAACCAGCUAGUCUGUGAAGAUACUGCAAAUUAUUUAGUUAUUUGGUGCAUUAAUCUUGAAAUGGAAGAGAAACAUGACCUCAUGGAACAUGUAGCACAUCAGACAAUAUGCAUGCAGUACAUUCUGGAGCUAGCCAAACAGCUAGAUUAUGAUCCCAGGGCUUGUGUGGAUGCAUUUUUCUCAAAGAUACAGGUUGCAGAGCCUGAAUACAAAGCUUCAUUUGAUGAUGAAUUAAGGCAGUUUAAGGAGAGAAUUAAGAAGCGAGCACAAGAAAAAAUUGAAGCAGCAGUGAAGGAAAUCGAAGAAGAAGAACGACAAAAACGUUUAGGCCCAGGCGGUUUAGACCCUGUGGAAGUAUUUGAAAGUCUGCCAGAGCCUUUAAAAAAAUGUUUUGAGUCGCAAGAUAUCGCUCUUCUUCAGAAAACGAUAAGCGAAAUGGACGAAGAGGCAGCAAAAUAUCAUAUGAAACGUUGUGUGGAUUCUGGUCUGUGGGUUCCCGAAGCCAAAAACAAGGAAAACGAGGAGAAAGACGCAGAAGGCGAAAAAUCAUCUUAAGAUGUUAGCUUUUAAAUCGUAAUUAUUUUUUCUAUCUUAAUAUUGAACAAAAUAAAUCACCCGCGCGAAUAACUGUAUCAAUUCGUGCUUCUGUAUUAGCCCUGCAUUCACGAUUGUGGCAUGUAAUUGUUCAUCCCCUCAUUGUUUCGAAAGUCGCGAAUGCAAGGAAAAUUAAAAAUAUAGUUAAAAUAACAUUAAAAAAUAUAAA